GCGCUACAUGUCUCAGCGAGAAGCUAGCAGACGACAUAUUUCCGUAACCGGCGAACCGGCACUCCCACACGGAAAACCUUGGUGGCAUGCCCACACCCAUUUUUUUGACUCACGGAGACGUCGUUGAUAAAGGUGUUGUAGCUACAACGUAACACGUUCAUUUCAACUCCAUUCGCGUGGACACGGUUCAGAAGACUGUUCCUUCUGCUUGGUGCGAUCGUUUCUUGGCACCAUGGACGAGACCGUGAGACACAUCGUCCAGCAGGCGUCGGUGACUGCGGGUCUUCACUACAGAAAUCCGUCGGUUCCCUAUGCCUGUCCUCUACCCGGCAGCCUUACCGUUGGGUCCCAGAUCCUCAUACAGGGACUGGUACCUGCGGUAUCCCUACGGUUUUCCGUUAAUCUUCAGAGAGGAGCUGGGGAGGGUGGCGACAUCUUCCUCCAUCUUAACCCGCGCUUUGAACCGUCGGGACCGGUUGUUGUCCGCAACAGCCUACAGGGCAAAUCGUGGGGUCGUGAGGAAUGUGAGGGCCCGUCCCCUUUUGCCCAAGGACGACCCUUUCUACUCGUCAUCACUGCCCUCCCACAGGGCUAUGAACUGGCGGUUAAUGGGCUUCCUUUCACAACGUUCGCUUAUCGAGAAGGACUGGCGCUUGCCGAUAUCACUCACCUCGCAGUACACGGGGACGUCCUCCUCCGUUCUCUGCACAUACUUGUUCCGGAGAUGCCAAAGUGCCUACGCGUCGCUCUACCAGACAAGGCUAAGGUUGGAGACGUUUUCGCACUUAGAGGGGAAAUAUCGCCGUGGCCCGAGAAACUUGUACUGAACUUGACGUCGGGGAUGGGCAAGGACGACGACGUGGCGCUGCACGUGAACCCGCGGUUCGCGGAGUCGGCCAUCGUGCGCAACAGCCUGAAGGGAGGCUCGUGGGGCGAGGAAGAGCGGGACGGCGAGAUGCCGCUGGCCAUCGGGCAGCCCUUCCGGCUGUCCGUGGCCGUGCUCGAGGACUGCUUCCGCCUCACGAUCAACGACGCCCACUUCGCCGACUACGCGCACCGCCUGAGCGUCGGCAGCGUCCGCAACCUCGUGGUCGAAGGGGACGCGGUCAUCCACGACGUGGUCGUCGAGUCGCAGGAAAACGAGUUGGAACUUGGACAGGCUGAUAACUGGGAGCUGUAUCAACCACCCGAAAUGCCGCGAGAAGAAGCGCUGCAAGAGGAUCAGCAAGUUACGGAACUUCUCGCUGAAUCUCAGAUCCACUUUGAACCCAAAUUGGAGGUUAUUCAACCGCCCAAGCCGGUCUGCCAAAGGAUCCCAGAAGUGAUGACUCCUGGUAGAGUGGUUAUCGUGUCUGGAGAAGUGGAGCCCACGGCACAAAGGUUCUACGUCAACCUCCAGACGGAUGUGGGCGACACAGCGGACGUGGGACUGCACAUCAACCCCCGCUUCGACACCAACCCGAGAGGGGUGGUCCUCAACAGCCGCGACCGGGACCAGUGGCAGUCCGAGGUCCAGGUCACCGAAAAGUUUCCGUUCGCCCCGGGGUCGCCCUUCGAGCUCCAGAUUCACUGCCAGGAAGACAAGUUCCGCCUGAUCGUGAACGGCUGCUUCCUGGCCAACUUCCCGCAUCGCAUCGACCUCAGCAGGAUCGACUACAUAUGCGUCGACGGCAGCCUCGUGGUGGACCGCGUCGUCUUUGCCUGAGGUUGUUUCGUCGAAUCGGCCACCGCUUUCUCGAACGUGCAUCGUCUUGUGGCGACUCCGGUUCUGCUGAAGCUGACGAGCGCUGCUUUGCUGUCGCUCAACUGAACCGUAGCACAUAAAAACAAUUUAAGAUACAUGUGUUUUUUUUUUGUUAAUGUGUAAAAAGAAAAGAGGGGGUAGCAUAUUCACCAGAACUGCAGAGUAUCCAACUUCUGCUAUGUUUAGACGUGACGUAUUAAAGGUAGCAGCGCUCGCAGCUUCGUCGCAACCUCGAUACGAUGGCCGAUGCGCUUUCUAGAUGCAGUUGCGCAGAUGAAGCUACAACUGUUGCUAUAAACGCUGUUUGACGCUUGUGUUGAGAUUACGUCCGACCUUUUCUACAGUGGCGCCGUCACAAACUCUGUGAUAAUUGCAACAAGAUUAUUUUUACUACACGGACUUCAAAAAUAAACUGAAACUAUCUAAAGAACGAAGGGCCGACCAUGUGCUUUCCCUUCAUGGUUUCAACAAUAUGCCCAACUUGCAAACAAAUUGUUUUCAAUACUUCGCCACAUAUAAAAAAUGAAAAAAAAGACAAAUGAAUCACUGGUUGUUGCCAGAUUAUCGAGAAGUACAAAAUCGCAUUUAGCUAUCGAGAAAAAGGAUUUACGCACACUUAGCGAAACUAUUUAUGCAUAUCGCAACGUAUAUGUGAGCUUCCUAGUGGUACACAAAGAAUAGCCGUGCUUCACAGUACAAACGAGGAAGAUUGUUAACUUUUUUGACGUUGGUCACUGUUGUGUUGUAGUUUUAGGCUGCCACUAUUUUUUUAAAGCAUAUUUUCUUGUUCUGUGUCUACGCUACGAACGAACGCUUAUUACUUAUGUACGCGUAAUUGGAUAGGCAUUCUAGGAACAAAGUGCACACCACGGGAAUUAAUCACUUUAGAUAUUAUGCAAAGAGUAUUUCGCUCUCGUUCGAUGUGUAUAAAAUGUCUAACGAAAGAGCAAUGCGUGUCCCGUUUGUGAAGGUUUAAUCUGUUUUCUUGUCCUCAAGGACGAACCCCAACUAUGCAAGUUAAACGUGUCCGAUUAAACUUUUUCACAUAAAGCCAACAGCAAGCGGCGAAAGCUCGAACUGCAAUUUGCAUUGGAAAAAAAAAAAAAAGAAGAGCGUUGCGUUACAUAUUCUAUUUAUUCCGUCACUAACCUGAGUCAUGGAGGAUGCACCAGAGGUAGCGCAAUAUCCCUUCGGGACGCCAACCGUAUAGUUCCUGCUCUCGCCGCUGCGUGAGGUGGGAGUGCGCACUCACAGAUCGCUUCUUGAGAAACGUCGCCGAAUCUCCGCCAUGUUGGGCUCCUUGCCGCUUCCCCGUCGAGUCUUCCAUGUAUAAAAUAAAUAAAUAAAAAAGAAAAGACUAA
Molecule: messenger RNA, 3105 nt
Organism: Ixodes scapularis (black-legged tick)
Lineage: Eukaryota; Metazoa; Arthropoda; Arachnida; Ixodida; Ixodidae
Product: galectin-4
Exons: 10
Coding region: 233-1705 (490 amino acids)
Molecular function (GO): galactoside binding; carbohydrate binding
Source: RefSeq, a predicted model, not a curated record